GCGCCCGGGGCCGGCAGCCCCUCAUGGCCGCCCGGCGGCUCGGGGGGACCGCGGGCACCACAGGGCCCCGCCGCCACGUCUGCUUCCGCCGGCUGCGGGGCGGGGCGGCCCCGCACCAACAUCCGGGGCGGGCGGCGCCUUGCGUUGUGUGGCCUUGCUCCAGCCCUGCUCCCCACCUGCUCUGGAGGCAACAGUACCUGCAGGGACGCACUCCCUUCAAGUGUCAAGCAGCUGGACGGACACGACCAUCACAGCAAGGCGCCGAACACAGCGGCUCUGCUGCACUGAGGGUCUGCAGAGACUGGGGGAGCACCUGCACCCGAGGUCUACCACCAAAUAAUCUCCCAGGGCUUCCCAGCCUCAUGAGUCCUGUCCUGGCUGGUGAGCAGUCCAACCAAGAGCUCUCUGGUUUAACAAACUGGGAACAAAUGCUACCAAAACCGCCAUACUGAGAUAAAGACCCAUGGUCUGUCACACUGUCUGUUUUAGGCUCUUUUCCUAAGCACCUGAUGCUGUUGAAGAAACACAUGCACACAAUCAUUUAUGCAAGAAGCUGCUGAAGCAACUUUUCUCUGGCUGGGACGACUGACCCUCUCUGCACACUCACACGUAUUUCUGUCAUCCAGCUGUGCCAUAAUCAUUCCAAGACAGAGUAUCUGGUACUCCACAAAAUUGUCGAGAUACAGGACUUCCGAAUUCAGUAAAGGAAUAGAAAUGUCACAGUGCUCACGUAAACACAGUUUGAAGAGGGAUGACUGGUGAGUGAGGAAUCAGGGCUCCUACUGAGAAAGCACUGGGCUGUCCUGCCAGCAUCCCCUCUUAUCCAGCCACGUGCAGCUGGAGGAACGCUUACUCAGAGUGACUUUGUGCUGACCUCAUCUAACAAAGGAUGGAUUUCACAGAGGCGUAUUCUGAUCGGUGUUCCACUGUGGGACUCGCAGCAAGAGAAGGAAAUGUUAAAAUGCUGAGGAAACUGAUUAAACAGGGGUACAGUCUCGAUGUCCCAGAUAACAGGGGGUGGAUGCCAAUCCACGAAGCAGCAGCUCACAAUGCCAGUGAAUGUCUGAGGCUGCUAAUUGAUGCAGCUCCAUCUGACAACUACAUAAAUUCAAAGACGUUUGAAGGCAUGGGUGCACUGCACCUUUCUGCACGCUGUGGCUCUUUGGAAAACGUCGGUGUUCUUCUAGAAGCUGGAGUCAAUGCUGAUGAAGUUACCACUGAGGCAACCACCGCGCUCUUCCUAGCUGUUGAAAACGGACAUGUAGAGGUUGUAAAGCUUCUGCUCCAACAUGGAGCAAAUGUUGAAGGACCUCAUUCCUGGUCUGGGUGGAAUUCUUUGCACCAAGCUGCUUUUCAGGGAUACACUGAAAUAAUUAAAAUACUCCUGGAGAAAGGUGCAAGCAUUGAAUGUAAGGACGACUUCGGAAUUACACCUUUGUUUGUUGCUGCUCAGUAUGGAAAGCUGGAGAGCUUAAGAGUGCUUGUAUCCCAUGGCGCAGACAUCAACUGUCAGGCCAAAGACAGAGCCACUCCACUACUGAUCGCUGCGCAGGAGGGCCAUGCAAAGUGUGUGGAGCUGUUACUGUCAAAAGGGGCAGAUCCAAACCUCUACUGCAACGAGGACAACUGGCAGUUACCUAUUCACGCAGCAGCUGAAAUGGGCCAUAAAAAUAUACUAGAGAUGCUAAUACCAAUUACUGACCGGAUUUGUGACAGAGAAAAAGGCAAAGUGAGCCCUGUGUAUUCAGCAGUAUAUGGAGGUAAUAAAGAAUGUUUGGAAAUGUUACUUAAAGAAGGCUACAGUCCAGAUGCUCAGGAGUGCCUUAGCUUCGACUGCAGAUCACCCAUGUGUAUGGUUUUCCAAAAAAAGUUUUUUAAUUUAAUUGGUAUUUUUCUGAAAUACGGGAUCACGCUGCUUGGGAUCAAUUUGGGAUAUUGCCUGUGCCAUGAAAAGUUUACGUUGUUUCGACGCUUCUUGAAGUUGGGCUGUUCACUGCCUUCUGGCGAUCAGUUAUCAGAGUUCAUAAGUUACGCAGUUAAAGCACACGAGGAUUACAAGGAAUGGCUGCCCCACCUGCUCUUGGCUGGUUUUAAUCCAGUGAAUUUGCUGUUCAGGUUCUGGAUUUACUCUGUGAGUGAGGAUGUCCUUAAUUUCAUUCUGGAGUUCACAAACUGGAAGAGACUUCCCCCAGCUGUCGAACGAGACCUUUCAGACUACAAAGAGAAAUUCAGCUGGACUCCCAAGAGCCAUUUUGCCUUCAUUCCUUCCCUGUCUCACCUGUGUCGUCUUGAGAUCCGGUCCAUUUUAACGAGUGAACGCCUGCGAUCGGACCGCUUCAUCCGGGACUUGCCGCUGCCGGCCUGUCUGCAGGACUACCUCCUGUACCUGGACGUACUUCGUGCCAGCGCUGUCCCAGAGCAGGAGGAUUGCCUGGGGCAGCGAGAGGAGGCAGUUCACUCUGCCACCACCUCCAGCUCUGAAGAUGCAGAGAGGAGGGACAGUCUGUAAUGCCAGCACUAGCUGAUGGCACUGCCAGCGAUUCAACGCUGUGGCUGCAGGUUUUGUAAAGGCAGUUAGCAGGCACCGGGGACGUACUGCUGUAAGUAAGGUUGCAGAAAUGAAUCUUUUCAUGCUGCAGUUUUAUACCAAAUUGGGACGUUUGUUACAAGCUCUAUGAUGUGCUCAUUUAAAAAGUCUUCUUGUAGCUUUCUAGGUCUGUGAAUAUUUUCUGAUUUUGAAAGGAAGUGUUUAACUCUUGCAGAGUAAAAUUAGCUUGUUCAAUGAACAGAGCUUAUAUAGUAGCUGAAGUCUAUUUGGUCAGACACUGUGAAUAGAUACCGCAUUCUAAGUACAGCAUAUAAAGUACAAGGAAAACAAUGGUGUAUUAUUGUUGUGAAGUUGUCUGUUGGGGAGUAAUCUAGCUGAACCAGAGGCAGAAAUUUAAUGAGAAAGGGAAGGAUUUCCUAAAUAAACUACCCUCCCCCCUUCUUUCCUUGUUCAUCUGUAUUCAGCAUGUGGAGAGCUGUUGUUCUUUUAUCAUCAUUUUCAGUCAUCUUUGAGCAGCUCUUCCUAGUCACUUCCCUUGGAACUAUUUGUGCUCGUCUCCCCACAUGGUUGCUUUUAGUCAAUAUUUUUAUAGUUAAGAGCAAAUCAUUGCAUAUGAACAUUAAGUUAACAUGAUCCAAAGUCAAGGGAUUUGUUUGUAUCUCUUACUCAGUAACAAAUACACCACUUUCUUUAGAACUGUUUACAACCUUGAUUUAACGUCAUAAUUUCUUAAGAAUAUUCCUUAUACCUCAAAUAUGUUUACAGCUAGCACUGGAGCCUAUAAGAGCUGCAACUAUGAUUUGGAGCAAUAGUUGCAGUUUUCUGCUCAAAUUUAUUGCGGGAUGUAACUUUAACAUUUGUGUUCUUCAGUGAUAAACUGAAUUAUGAAAUAAAUGAGAUCCUUUCCUCUAAAUAGAAUUUCUUGCAUAAAAUCUGAUUAACUUGUAGUGUUGUGGUUUUUUUUACAAAGCUGUAUCAAACUGCACACUUUCAUUAUUAGAGUACAACACAUUUUGCAGCCCUUAUAAACUAGUUUCCUAUGUGUUAGCAACAACUUCUCUUAACAAAGGAUAUAGGAGAAAAUAAAAAAAUGCAUUGAAGAG
Messenger RNA from Anas platyrhynchos (mallard), 3651 nucleotides. NCBI's taxonomy places the organism in Eukaryota, Metazoa, Chordata, Aves, Anseriformes, Anatidae. The record is from RefSeq and is a predicted model, not a curated record.